AUGGACAGAGAGAGCCGAAGCGAAGAGCAGACCUCGCUCGGCUCGCAGCAUCGGUUCCAGUCGCCGGACCCUUCCAAAGCGAUACUCCAUGAGCCCCAGCAGCCUGGCCCGCCUGAGAGGGCGGCAUCUUCCUCGCCAAGGCAAGAGUUCAUGCGAGCGCAAGCUACUCCAGCACGAUGUGCACAGCCAGAAGUUUUGAAAACCUUGCGCAGGUCGGCAGUCGCUGAGGAGCCUGCGUCAAGGGCGAGCCUUGAGGAGGAAGGCGCAGACGCGUGCCAAGAGGGUGCCGCCGGCGCUUCUACGUGCCCGCCAAGCUCAGAGGCAAAGCCUGAAGAGGCGGAAGUAGAGGUAAAAAACGAGGUAAAGAAGGUUCAAAGACCUGCGCCCAAGCGCCUACAGCCUGGUGCCCUGGUUGGCGCAGUGCUGACCGCAGUGUCGGUAGUGGUCGCUGCAUUCUCUGCGAUAGUUCAACUGGUGACGCCGGCGCAUCUUCCACCCAUACACCUGCACUUCCAACACACAGCCCGGGACCAUCUUCCUGCGGACAUUUCGCGCGACCAGGUGCUUGAGUUCAUUCGCUCAAAGUCAAGUUACCCAGAGAGGUGGCAGAUACUGGAUGAACGAACUUUGGGGAGCGAUGCCCAAGAAGUUGCAGGACCCAUCGUGUAUGCGACCACCUCUACAUCUACCCGCUGGGAGGAGACCCUCUUUGUCGAGCGCCAGUUCAGGCUACUCCAAAAGAGGGUCCGCGCAUUGCUUUUGAUCCGCGUGGCCCCACCUGAGCAGUGUGCAGACCGGGAGGAGCGCGAUGGUGUCGAGGAGUUCAUCUCAGACCAUGACACCUACCGGCACUUCCGAAAUUUCACCGACCCGGUGUGGAUUUGCUCCUGGGAUGGGGCGCUCAACGAGGAUGCUGAGAUGAGGAGAUCCCUCAAGCGCCUGGACAAGGCGCUCCUGUCCCAAUAG
Messenger RNA from Symbiodinium natans, 966 nucleotides. The record is from the annotation of a GenBank genome assembly. NCBI's taxonomy places the organism in Eukaryota, Dinophyceae, Suessiales, Symbiodiniaceae.